AUGGAAUUUUACCGCUUGUUAUUUUGUUGUGUAUCUUUAUAUUCUGUUUGUCUUAUAACUGAAAUUUCAUCUCAACUUUCAUUAUUUUCAACCUCUCACUCAUCUAUUGCUCUUUCUGCACAAUCUUAUUAUGAAGUUGGAUCAGGUGUAAACAAAAUUUUUUGUCCUAAUAUAAUUAUUAAUUAUGAUACAUCUGGUCAUAUAUAUUAUUUUUCUAUAAAAAAUUAUGAAAUUAGAAUUUCUCUUUCCGAACGACCUAUUGAAUGCCGGGAUUUCAUGUCUUACUUUGAAUACACCAUAAAUAAUAAUUUAGUUACCUAUUCUGGUUUUGGAAAACAUUUUGAAUUGCAAUUUUAUCCUCCACUCAAUAACUUCGUCAAUUUUACGCAUCAAAACUUUAAUGUUACUUUGCGUGAUUUUGAUUCUCGUUAUUCAGAAUCGAUUAUUCUUGUGUUAAUUUACUCUACUAAAGAUGUAAGGACUAAAAGAUAUUCUGUUAUUGAGUUUUCAUCUAAAUCAUCUAUUUCAUCUCUUACUAAAGUGAUUACCUAUGGUAAAGCCUCUUUAAAUUACAUUGUUAGGCAGUUUGAGAAACUGUAUGACUCAAUUUCAUCGGGUAUUAAAAGUGCCAUACAUAAUUAUCAGGACUUUAAAUUGUACGGGAAUAUUCUCACUAAUUUUAGUGAUUUUAGAGUGGGGGAUGUUUUUGCUUGUAAGCUUUUGUCUAUGCCUUCUUUAAUUAAUCCAUUUUUUCAUUUUAUGAUUGUUGUUGAAUCUGCACAUCUCCCUGACAACGCUAUUAGUUUUGGUAUGUUCGAUAACCAGUAUGGAAAGGCUGGGUACGUUAACAUAACUACUGAACUUCAAACUUACACUAAUAACUCACGUAGAUGUAUUAUGUUGAGACCACAUAUUAAUUAUUAUACUAGUUAUGUAUCUAAAGUCAAUGAAGCUCUUGAAACUGGUGAUUUAUCUGUUGUUAAGGACUAUGCUUAUUUAUCUAGUCGUUAUUCAUCUUGGUAUGACAAUUUUAAGGAAAGAGUCAAACUUAUCACCGACACUGUUGAUUUUCAUUAUUCUGCUAUACAUUGCAAUUGUCAAACUAUUGUCGAUUAUAUUGCAUUUGGGACGAUCUUAGAUAAUAGUCUGUGUACUAGUGUUCGCGGUAAUCAAGUUAUUGCCGCCAACUCUUGUAACUGGAAAUUAUACAACAAAAUUAUUUCUGUUUUUCUGGCUAAUUAUGAAAAUAAAUCAUUUGUCAUGUACCUUGAUUCGCCUGGAGUUUGGAGCUUUAAUUGUGAGAAGUUACCGACUUAUUUAUCUAAUGCAUUUAAAAGUAUACAAAAUACUUAG
Messenger RNA from Macrosiphum euphorbiae (potato aphid), 1353 nucleotides. The record is from the annotation of a GenBank genome assembly. NCBI's taxonomy places the organism in Eukaryota, Metazoa, Arthropoda, Insecta, Hemiptera, Aphididae.